Messenger RNA from Didymosphaeria variabile, 942 nucleotides. RefSeq lists its product as uncharacterized. The transcript is spliced from 2 exons. NCBI's taxonomy places the organism in Eukaryota, Fungi, Ascomycota, Dothideomycetes, Pleosporales, Didymosphaeriaceae. Bases 1 to 942 code for a protein of 313 amino acids. The record is from RefSeq and is a predicted model, not a curated record.
AUGCACUUGGCCGGCCACCCCCGAGCCGCAGGUGUGGUUUUGGACAACGGCGAGGUUAUCGAAGCCGACAGAGUCAUAUGCAAUGCCGACUUAAUCUACUCGUAUAACAACCUCCUCCCACCGACAAGUUAUGCUACCUCUCUAUCCAAACGGAAAGCAUCUUGCUCAAGUAUCUCCUUCUACUGGGCACUAAACAGGCAGUUUCCCGAGCUAUCAGCGCACAACAUCUUCCUAGCAGAAGACUACAAAGAAAGCUUCGACAGCAUCUUCAAGAAACAUCUGAUACCCGAAGAGCCGAGUUUCUACGUCAACGUACCAUCUCGCGUGGACCCAGCGGCUGCGCCAAAAGGCUGCGAUGCAGUCGUUGUCUUAGUUCCUGUCGGCCAUCUCCUGGAUUCAUCUUCCGAGUCGCACAAGGGCACGCCAAACACAAGCGGCGCAACGCAAGACUGGGAUACCAUGGUCUCGAUAGCCCGGGAAACAAUCCUCAAGACUAUCGAAUCACGUCUCAAGAUUUCGCUUGGUGAACAUAUCGUGCACGAGUCUGUAAACACGCCGCCAUCGUGGAAAGACGCGUUCAAUCUAGAUCGUGGAGCCAUUCUCGGCCUCAGCCAUUCAUUCUUCAAUGUUCUUAGCUUUAGACCGAAGACGAGCCAUCCGGACAUCAGUGGUCUGUACUUUGUUGGCGCAAGUACGCAUCCUGGAACCGGAGUGCCUAUUGUCUUGGCUGGAGCCAAGAUCGUGAGUGAGCAGAUACUGAAGAGUGCGCAUGGAAGCAAGGUGCCGUGGGUUGAGAACAGCGCUGCGGUAGACGAGAAGAAUGACAGCCCGUUGGAUCGGGUGCAAUGGUUGCCGAUGUUGAAUUGGAUCCAUUGGGUAAUUUUUCUCGUUCUUGCGGUGGUUGCAUCGGCAUUCAGCGCGGUAUCAGGAGGCUGGGAUUGA